This is a messenger RNA of Diorhabda carinulata, 4469 nucleotides long. It is a transcript of the gene AP-2sigma, whose product is annotated as AP-2 complex subunit sigma. The record is from RefSeq and is a predicted model, not a curated record. Gene Ontology annotation, molecular function: clathrin-cargo adaptor activity. Gene Ontology annotation, cellular component: AP-2 adaptor complex; intracellular membrane-bounded organelle; membrane coat. Lineage: Eukaryota; Metazoa; Arthropoda; Insecta; Coleoptera; Chrysomelidae. The coding region runs from base 135 to 563 and encodes 142 amino acids. The transcript has 3 exons. Gene Ontology annotation, biological process: intracellular protein transport; clathrin-dependent endocytosis.
CUGAUUUGUUGUAAUUGGUGACAGCGGCAGUACGAACUGUCAGUCCAGUAUAAAGUUGAACAAGUAGCAAUUUUUUUUAUAAAUUGUGAAAAUAUUCAAAUUCCUGAGGCUUCCACCUUUAGGAGAUCAUCAUAAUGAUUCGGUUCAUACUGAUUCAAAACAGAGCUGGUAAAACAAGAUUAGCCAAAUGGUACAUGAAUUUUGAUGAUGACGAGAAGCAAAAAUUAAUUGAAGAAGUUCAUGCUGUAGUAACUGUUAGAGAUGCCAAACACACAAAUUUUGUAGAGUUUCGUAACUUCAAGAUUGUGUACAGACGUUAUGCUGGACUUUAUUUCUGCAUAUGUGUGGAUGUAAAUGACAAUAAUUUAAGCUAUCUAGAAGCAAUACACAACUUCGUAGAAGUCCUGAAUGAAUAUUUCCACAACGUAUGUGAAUUAGACCUAGUAUUUAACUUCUACAAAGUAUAUACUGUGGUUGAUGAAAUGUUUUUAGCAGGAGAAAUAAGGGAAACUUCACAAACGAAAGUUUUAAAACAGCUAUUAAUGUUAAAUUCUCUAGAAUAACUGUUUUUGUUGGUGAUGUUAUGGUUUUGGGGUUGUUUCUGGUUAAAAAACUAUUGAAUUGAAAGUUACACCAUACUUCAAUUGGAUAUUCUUUCUAUAUUCUUGUAAAAAAUUUUGGUUGAUGUAAUCAAACGGGAAAAAAAUUGGUAGAUCAAAAAAUGAACACCCUAAAAAGGGAUCUUCUAUUGCAUAUAAAAACAUUAUUUUUUAUUGUGAUAUAUCCAGUAUUUUAUUGCUCCAUUCUUCUAUUAGUGUAAUCAGGAUUUUAAUUGGGUUAGGGCUGGAACAGUGUUGGAUUAAGAAGUAGUGGCGCCUGGGGCUAAAAUCGACCUGGGGCUUACUUAAGAAAAUCAAAGAUUAUUAUAUAGAGUAAAAAAUUAGUGUGUGAAUUAAUUAUACUAAUUCAUUCACUUUAUUUAAAUUUCCAAAGAAUUUUGCUGUAGAUCCAAUAUUGCUUCUAAAAUAAAUGAUCAAAUUAGUAAUUUUGAGGGGCCCCUAUGUGCUCGUGGCCUGGGGAUUCAGCCCCGACUAGACUCUCCCUAAAUCUAACGCUGGAUUGAAAAUAUAAAUGGUUAGAUAAAGUUUCAAACUGCUAUUUCCAUUAGAGGCGUAGCAUCGAUUAAUAUAGUUGUGGCUGAUUCCUUUUUUUUUUCUGAAAUUGUGAUCUUCCAUUAUUUCAAUGGUCUCACUUAGAAGAUGUCCCAAAUAAACUGUUGAAUUUGUGGUAUUCUUUCUUAAGCAACAAAUUAAUUAGUUAUUUGUGGUAAAGUGUGGAAACACCAAGACUAGCUACGCCACUAAUACUGUUCACUGCUAACUUUUAGUAAGUUUAUACUAUUCAUGUAUAUUAGGGUGAUUCAUUUCCAAAAAAAAUAACAAUCUACAUAUAGAAAAAAAAUUCUCACCAAGUGUGAGCUAUUAAUAUCAAUUUUAAAGACUUACGAUUUAAAUAUAAAGUUUUAUCAUUUAAAAGCAUUUUUUUUUAAUUUCUAAUACUUACUCACUUUUUACAAUAAUAUAAAUAAGUUUGAUGGAACUUGUGGGGACUUUUAUGCUCUUCAAAAUCGCUUUAGAAGUUUUUCUCGUAACUCACACUGGUUCACCAAUGGGAGAAAUAAUUUUGUUUCAAAAACUGUGCUUUAACGACUCCUAUUAGUAAACAGAGUUGCACAAAACAAUUUCGAAGGACAUAAAAUUCCCCACAAGAUCCAUUAACCUGGCUAGCAUUAUUGUUAAAAGUGAAUAAGUAUUAGAAAUUUGAAAAAAAUCCAUUUUAAACUUUAUAUUUAAAUUGUAAGUACUUGAAAUUGAUAUAAAGGGCUCAAACUUGGUGAGAUUUUUUUUUCUAAAUGUAGAUUAAUAUUUUGCUUGAGCACAGAAAAAAAAAUUUUUUUUGGAAGUGAACAUACUUAAAAACUUUCAAACCAUAUAUUGUAAAAUUGUCUAACUUUUCAAUAUUCAUAUUUCCACCGAAUUUUCAAGUAAUAAAAUUUGCAUGGUAAAUGUAACUUAAGCUUCAUUAUUACGACAUAUAUUUUAAAUAUUUUUUUAUAACAAAAAUUCAUACAGUGAAAAUUAAUAUAAUAAAUUUUCAAAAUUAUUAGAAACGGCAACUAAUGGUACAAUAUUAUCUAAUUAACUUGUAAAUACUGUUAGGUGGUUUAAAAGUUAAAAAAAUUGCUGUUAUCUAUAUCGUUUUAUCAAAACAUUAUUUUUUCCAUGAAACUUAUUUUUUUUUUCAUCAAAUCUGCAGAUUGUUCCUUUAAAUUAAAAUUAUAUAAUUGUUUUCGUGUUAAAGUCGAGUCUCAAAGUAGUUGUGACAAAAACUGGAUUUACAAUAUUUAACAACAUAAUUUAGUCAAAGUUGUAAUAAGAUCUAUUUUACUUUUUCAUUAGUUUAUUUGAGGGCAUUUACAAAGGUAUUGGGAUGGAUAUCUAUUGGAAUCCUUUUAUUACGAGGGCCAUUUUUUUUCAACCUCCGCUCCAUGCAGACGUUACGCAGGCAGAAGAAAACAAGCAUGGGCUGUAGCUGACUGCUAAGCUCUCGCGUUACACACUCCACCAUUGUUGAAAUUCAGGCUUCAGUUGGCGUUGUGCUACAGCCACGUAAACAUGUCCGCUAUUAUCCACCAAUGUGAUUUGUUUUCUACUGGCUGAAGGCCAUAGUGCUGCAGAAAUCCAUCGGAGAAUGGUGUCGAAAGUUUAAAGAUGUGCAUGAUGAAGGGGGCCAAGGACGUAAUCUAUCGUUUCAGAUAACCUGAUUCAACGAGUUGAUCGAAUGGUUAAAGAAAAACCGCAGAGUCACCAUUACUGCUUUUUCUACGGAAUUUCCAGAAGUUUCAAGGUCUGUUUUGUACUCUACUUGAAUUCAAUGGUGGCAAAAGUAACCGUAGGUACCAAUCUUUUGGUAAUAAAAUUGUUUUAUAUGAACUUUUCAUUCAUUUAUAGCCUGUCUGAGGUUAAAAAAACAGCCCUCGUAUUAAGUAUGUACUUAUUAGAUCCGCGAAUAUAGGGGUAGUAUUUUUUUAAUCCGCUAUUGAAGGAAGCAGGUAUAUUAAAUUAAACUUCCUCCUCCUUCUUUUGUUACAAUAUUUACUAUCUUUUUUGCUUGCUCGACCGAAAUACAGUAAUAAGAAGUAUAUUUUCUUUGUCUGCUCUUUUUGUAAAUGUCUUUUUACGUGAUCUCACUUCUAAAUCUGGUGGAAAUUUAUUUUUGGUUAAUAAUAUCAUUAUCUAAUGUCAAAACUUUUUGGUGAAUCCAGUUUGGAAUAUUUUUUAUCAUUCUAUUUGGGAUUGAACACAACCUAUGUUUUGAUCUACAAUCAGCUUCUACUAAAAUAAGCUACUGACCAGUAAAAAAUUAAAUUUUCAAAUCUAUAGAUCACAAAUAUAUAUAAUUAUUAUCUUAUUUAUUUAUUGUAAUAAUAAAACAAUAAUAAUUAUGUUUAACUGGUUAAAAUAUACAAAAACAAACUUGGUAGAUAUCACCAUUAUCAUAAUAUCAUAUCUAGGAAUAUACACAUUAAAUACCAAUCUUUAGAUAAGAUAUAUAUAAAUUUUUUUAUAUUUUUUAUUGUUUUAAUGCACAAUAUAUAGCCCAGGAGGAAUCGGCGCAUGAGUACCUCAAUUUUUUUAUACGAUCCUCUUCAAAUUACCCUAAUGGUAAAAUAAUUUUUGUUGCCAUGGGGCAACCCCAUACCAUAUUGUUCAAACAAUUGCAAGGAAUUGUUAUUUUUCAACAGAACAAAUUUUUUUAUAUCCUUUAUUGAAAUACAAAUAAAAAAGGUCCUACGACUUUUCGCGAUAAGGUCAAUAAUUUUAGAGAUACGAAUUUUCAAGAGUUCGAAAAAUCUCAAAUUUAGGUACUUUUAACCCAUGAAAAAUAUAUAAAAAAAAUAAAUUGAAAACAAUAUUUUUUUUCUAAUUUUGUAUUCAAUAGUUAAUAAUUUUCUUAAUAGAGAUUUAAAAAAUUUCAUUGUUUAUAUCUGUUUUUUUAAAUUUUAAUUUCACGCCCUCACAAGUAUAUGUCUCUUACCUUUAAGUAUCGCCGUCUCUCUCUGACUCAUGCCCUCUGUGUCUUGAAUCAUUUAUCUUAAAAACUAUUAACUUUAUCAAAAUUGUUAAUAACAGCAAUGUCAUUAAUAAUUAAAUUGUCUACAAUUGGACACCUAAGAAUUGGAGCAGCAGCAUCAUACCAAGUUACUACAAACAACAUAUGAUGAUAAUUAAUACAAGAACUCUUCAACUUGAUCAAUAAAACUAGCAGCAGCAGCAUGUUUAGCAACAUGAAAGAUGAAAUAAUCAGUGUGCUUGCAAUGACUUGUGUUAUAUUAACAUCUAUAUUAAUUUUAUUAAUAAAAAUUGUGGAACGUGUAGUAGAAUCUAUAAUAUAAAAAUUGAUGAGUA